AUGGCAACCGAGAUGGUGGGAGGCCAAAGUGACGAUGUUCACCAGGCUCCAGCCUAUACCCCGACCGCACCCAUGAACGAUUACGUCCUCCCAGAAUUACGCUUGAAGCGCAAGAUGGCCGAUCCGGAGAAAACCCCGUUAUUGCUGGUCGCGUGUGGUUCAUUCUCACCCAUUACCUAUUUACAUCUACGCAUGUUCGAAAUGGCCGCCGAUUACGUUAAAUUUAGCACCGAGUUUGAACUGCUCGGUGGAUACCUGUCUCCCGUAUCGGAUUCCUAUCGCAAGGCUGGUUUGGCCACCGCAGACCACCGUGUCGCGAUGUGUCAAUUGGCCGUUGAUCAAACAUCAGAUUGGCUCAUGGUCGAUACAUGGGAGCCCAUGCAGAAGAAAUACCAGCCGACCGCUCUCGUCUUAGACCACUUCGAUCACGAAAUUAAUACCGUUCGGGGUGGUGUUGAGGCUGCAGAUGGAACACGGAAGCCCGUUCGCAUUGCCCUGCUCGCGGGUGCUGAUUUAAUUCAUACCAUGUCUACACCCGGUGUUUGGAGCCAGAAGGAUCUGGAUCAUAUCCUCGGCAAAUAUGGCUCUUUCAUCGUGGAGCGCAGUGGCACUGAUAUUGAUGAGGCCUUGGCCAGCUUACAACCAUGGAAAGAUAAUAUCUAUGUCAUCCAGCAACUGAUCCAAAAUGACGUUAGUAGCACCAAGAUUCGACUCUUCUUGCGACGCGAGAUGAGUGUGCGCUAUCUGAUCCCCGUCCCCGUCAUUCAUUAUAUUGAGCAACAUCAUCUCUACGAAGACGAUGGGACAUCCAACGAAAAGGGCAAGGAGAGGCAAGAUGCGGGCAAAUCAGGGUGA
Messenger RNA from Penicillium angulare, 855 nucleotides. Its product is annotated as nicotinamide/nicotinic acid mononucleotide adenylyltransferase. Gene Ontology annotation, biological process: NAD+ biosynthetic process. Lineage: Eukaryota; Fungi; Ascomycota; Eurotiomycetes; Eurotiales; Aspergillaceae. The record is from RefSeq and is a predicted model, not a curated record. The transcript has 3 exons. Gene Ontology annotation, molecular function: nicotinamide-nucleotide adenylyltransferase activity; nicotinate-nucleotide adenylyltransferase activity. The coding region runs from base 1 to 855 and encodes 284 amino acids.